Messenger RNA from Anoplophora glabripennis (Asian longhorned beetle), 1323 nucleotides. RefSeq lists its product as uncharacterized. NCBI's taxonomy places the organism in Eukaryota, Metazoa, Arthropoda, Insecta, Coleoptera, Cerambycidae. The coding region runs from base 1 to 1323 and encodes 440 amino acids. The transcript has 6 exons. The record is from RefSeq and is a predicted model, not a curated record.
AUGGAAAUUAUCAAAGACUGCAAAUUGGUCUGUAAAAUUUGUCAAAAGGAGUUCUCCAGUAUAUCUACAAAAAAUAGACACAUAAGAACCUUUCACGAUGAAGUCACGAUAGAGAAGAAGAAACUCCAACGAAUUCGGUGUCCAUUGUGUCUUGAAGAAGAGAAAUUCAGUUGCUGUGAACAUUUGAUGGAACAUUUGAAACAACGUCAUAAGGUAAGUAUAAUGGAAUCUGUUUUGAGUUUCAGGAAUUUUAAAGAAGCGUGGAGAGCAUUAGACAAUAGAGAUGUGGAUUAUGCGUGUUAUAGAAGAUGUAAACGCCCCAAUGGUAAUGAAGACAUAUAUUACAAUUGUAAUAGAAGUGAUUCUAGAGGAUUUACCAGUACAUGUCACAAAAGAAACAUGAAAUUAGGAGGAAGCAUACGAAUUCAAGGAACAUGCCCUUCAAGAAUUGUUGUGAAAAUCCAACAAAAUGGAAUGGUUGAAGUAAAAUUUGUUGAAACGCACGUGGGGCAUGCAGAUGAGUUGAGGAGUAAGCGUCUAUCAAAAACUGAACAGGAUACCCUUGUCCAACAAUUAACUGCAGGAGUAACAAAAGAAAGAAUAAUGUCAAAUUCCCGGAUUAUUGAAAACGACAAAUUGCAAAGGAUAAAUAUAAUAACAAGAGGAGAUCUGGCAUAUUUAAUUAGGAAAUUCAAUAUUGACAAAAGAAGAAAUGCAGAUGAUAUGAUAGCGACAGCUUUAAAAAUUGAAGAGUGGAAUAGACAAGGAAAAAAUAAUGCAUUUUUAUUUAAACAAAUAGGUGAAAGAUACCCAGGACUGAGGGACGAAGAUUUUGUUGUAGGUUAUAUGAAUAGUGUCAUGGAAAAAAAGCUAAAGGAAUUCAAACGAGUAAUUUGUAUAGAUGGGACUCAUGGGACUAAUAGAAGAAAUUGGGACUUGACAGUAGUUUUAGUUAAAGAUGAAAAUAAUAUGGGUUUUCCUGUCGCAUUUUUACUUUCAAAUAGAUUAGAUCAAGUAAUUCAAGAAAUUUUUUUUAGUGCGUUGAAGUCAAGAUUAAGACAAAGCGUGGAGGCUGAAUAUAUAAUGAGUGACGAUGACAUAAAAUAUUACAAUGCUUGGACCAAGGUUAUGGAGACAGAACGAAAGCCCAGAAGAUUACUUUGCACGUGGCAUAUUAUAAAAAACUGGAAUAUCCAAGGAAGAUCAAAAUUAAAGAAACCAGAAAAUAGACAAGAAAUGAAGAUGAAGAAAAUGAGAAAUAUUUUAAAGGAAUUACUAUUUUCAAAGCGAAGAAAGAAUCAUGAUGUGGGCUCAUUGUCAUAG